UGUGUAUUUUACAAUUUUUAAAACGAAAAAAAGGUCUUUAGUCUUUUCCCAUUGUUUUAUUACAUUUGCUUUGCCAAGUAAAACAUUCUUAUAUAAUUUUAAUGUUUUGUUCCAUUAGUUAUUUUAAGUAUGUUGUAAUAACUGACACUUUCCGGUUUUUUUAACCUGGUACAGCAAGAGACUAUUUCACACUGGUCUUCCCCACUUGCAUCCUUUGGCACAUAAAUUUAUGUAUUAGGUUCUGUAAAUUAUUUGCUUGGGAUUGUGUGACUGGAGAAACAUUUCCUACAUUUUCCCAAGGUAGGCAGAGGCAAAUUAUACCACUACAGUAAUUGCAAAUUUUUGUUUCAUUUAAAUGUCCUCCACUAUUGUUUCAGUAAUUUUUAUGUAUGUUCCUCUAGGCCCUUAAAUGUGAUAUCCCUCCAUUAAGUUUGUUUCCAAGAAAGCAAUAUUCUCAGUUACUUCUGAGACAGGUAACUUCUCUUUCCCUUAUUUUUAAAGAUAUCUGUUGCUGGGAGCACUGAUCGGAAUGGAUUACCUCUACAUUCUUCGUAUUUGCAGACUGCUUUCAGUUUUGGUUCCCAGACUUUUGGUCUUAAAGAUGCCUUUACACUAAAAAAUUACGGGGGACCUCAAAGAGCGUACCAUCAUUGAAUGUCUAAAAUAUAUUUGUACUGGAGAUUUCCCUCCUGGAACCAAAGGAAAUACAUUUGUACAUGAUCCCAAGGUUGCUCAAGAAACAGAUGUGAGAGCCCAGAUUCGUCUGCAAUUUCGUGAUGUCAAUGGAGAACUUAUAGCUGUACAAAGAUCUAUGGUGUGUACUCAGAAAAGCAAAAAGACAGAAUUUAAAACUCUGGAAGGAGUCAUUACUAGAACAAAGCAUGGUGAAAAGGUCAGUCUAAGCUCUAAGUGUGCAGAAAUUGACCGAGAAAUGAUCAGUUCUCUUGGGGUUUCCAAGGCUGUGCUAAAUAAUGUCAUUUUCUGUCAUCAAGAAGAUUCUAAUUGGCCUUUAAGUGAAGGAAAGGCUUUGAAGCAAAAGUUUGAUGAGAUUUUUUCAGCAACAAGAUACAUUAAAGCCUUGGAAACACUUCGGCAGGUACGUCAGACACAAGGUCAGAAAGUAAAAGAAUAUCAAAUGGAACUAAAAUAUCUGAAGCAAUAUAAGGAAAAAGCUUGUGAGAUUCGUGAUCAGAUUACAAGUAAGGAAGCCCAGUUAACAUCUUCAAAGGAGAUUGUCAAAUCCUAUGAGAAUGAACUUGAGCCAUUGAAGAAUCGUCUAAAAGAAAUUGAACAUAAUCUCUCUAAAAUAAUGAGACUUGACAAUGAAAUUAAAGCCUUGGAUAGCCGAAAGAAGCAAAUGGAGAAAGAUAAUAGUGAACUGGAAGAGAAAAUGGAAAAGGUUUUUCAAGGGACUGAUGAGCAACUAAAUGACUUAUAUCAUAAUCACCAGAGAACAGUAAGGGAGAAAGAAAGGAAAUUGGUAGACUGUCAUCGUGAACUGGAAAAACUAAAUAAAGAAUCUAGGCUUCUCAAUCAAGAAAAAUCAGAACUGCUUGUUGAACAGGGUCGUCUACAGCUACAAGCAGAUCGCCAUCAAGAACAUAUCCGAACUAGAGAUUCAUUAAUUCAGUCUUUGGCAACACAGCUAGAAUUGGAUGGCUUUGAGCGUGGACCAUUCAGUGAAAGACAGAUUAAAAAUUUUCACAAACUUGUGAGAGAGAGACAAGAAGGGGAAGCAAAAACUGCCAACCAACUGAUGAAUGACUUUGCAGAAAAAGAGACUCUGAAACAAAAACAGAUAGAUGAGAUAAGAGAUAAGAAAACUGGACUGGGAAGAAUAAUUGAGUUAAAAUCAGAAAUCCUAAGUAAGAAGCAGAAUGAGCUGAAAAACGUGAAGUAUGAAUUACAGCAGUUGGAAGGAUCUUCAGACAGGAUUCUUGAACUGGACCAGGAGCUCAUAAAAGCUGUUUAUUUACUAAUUCUCUACCAUUAUAACAUAGAACGUGAGUUAAGCAAGGCUGAGAAAAACAGCAAUGUAGAAACCUUAAAAAUGGAAGUAAUAAGUCUUCAAAAUGAAAAAGCAGACUUAGACAGGACCCUGCGUAAACUUGACCAGGAGAUGGAGCAGUUAAACCAUCAUACAACAACACGUACCCAAAUGGAGAUGCUGACCAAAGACAAAGCUGACAAAGAUGAACAAAUCAGAAAAAUAAAAUCUAGGCACAGUGAUGAAUUAACCUCACUGUUGGGAUAUUUUCCCAACAAAAAACAGCUUGAAGACUGGCUACAUAGUAAAUCAAAAGAAAUUAAUCAGACCAGGGACAGACUUGCCAAAUUGAACAAGGAACUAGCUUCAUCUGAGCAGAAUAAAAAUCAUAUAAAUAAUGAACUAAAAAGAAAGGAAGAGCAGUUGUCCAGUUACGAAGACAAGCUGUUUGAUGUUUGUGGUAGCCAGGAUUUUGAAAGUGAUUUAGACAGGCUUAAAGAGGAAAUUGAAAAAUCAUCAAAACAGCGAGCCAUGCUGGCUGGAGCCACAGCAGUUUACUCCCAGUUCAUUACUCAGCUAACAGAUGAAAACCAGUCAUGUUGCCCCGUUUGUCAGAGAGUUUUUCAGACAGAGGCUGAAUUGCAGGAAGUCAUCAGUGAUUUGCAGUCUAAACUGCGACUUGCUCCAGAUAAACUCAAGUCAACAGAAUCAGAGCUAAAAAAAAAGGAAAAGCGGCGUGAUGAAAUGCUGGGACUUGUGCCCAUGAGGCAAAGCAUAAUUGAUUUGAAGGAGAAGGAAAUACCAGAAUUAAGAAACAAACUGCAGAAUGUCAAUAGAGACAUACAGCGCCUAAAGAACGACAUAGAAGAACAAGAAACACUCUUGGGUACAAUAAUGCCUGAAGAAGAAAGUGCUAAAGUAUGCCUGACAGAUGUUACAAUUAUGGAGAGGUUCCAGAUGGAACUUAAAGAUGUUGAAAGAAAAAUUGCACAACAAGCAGCUAAGUUACAAGGAAUAGACUUAGAUCGAACUGUCCAACAAGUCAACCAGGAGAAACAAGAGAAACAGCACAAGUUAGACACAGUUUCUAGUAAGAUUGAAUUGAAUCGUAAGCUUAUACAGGACCAGCAGGAACAGAUUCAGCAUCUAAAAAGUACAACAAAUGAGCUAAAAUCUGAGAAACUUCAGAUAUCCACUAAUUUGCAACGUCGUCAGCAACUAGAGGAGCAGACUGUGGAAUUAUCCACUGAAGUUCAGUCUUUGUACAGAGAGAUAAAGGAUGCUAAAGAGCAGGUAAGCCCUUUGGAAACAACAUUGGAAAAGUUCCAGCAAGAAAAAGAAGAAUUAAUCAACAAAAAAAAUACAAGCAACAAAAUAGCACAGGAUAAACUGAAUGAUAUUAAAGAGAAGGUUAAAAAUAUUCAUGGCUAUAUGAAAGACAUUGAGAAUUAUAUUCAAGAUGGGAAAGACGACUAUAAGAAGCAAAAAGAAACUGAACUUAAUAAAGUAAUAGCUCAACUAAGUGAAUGCGAGAAACACAAAGAAAAGAUAAAUGAAGAUAGGAGAAUCAUGAGACAAGAUAUUGAUACACAGAAGAUACAAGAAAGGUGGCUACAAGAUAACCUUACUUUAAGAAAAAGAAAUGAGGAACUAAAAGAAGUUGAAGAAGAAAGAAAACAACAUUUGAAGGAAAUGGGUCAAAUGCAGGUUUUGCAAAUGAAAAAUGAACAUCAGAAGUUGGAAGAGAACAUAGACAAUAUAAAAAGAAAUCAUAAUUUGGCAUUAGGGCGACAGAAAGGUUAUGAAGAAGAAAUUAUUCAUUUUAAGAAAGAACUUCGAGAACCACAAUUUCGGGAUGCUGAGGAAAAGUAUAGAGAAAUGAUGAUUGUUAUGAGGACAACAGAACUUGUGAACAAGGAUCUGGAUAUUUAUUAUAAGACUCUUGACCAAGCAAUAAUGAAAUUUCACAGUAUGAAAAUGGAAGAAAUCAAUAAAAUUAUACGUGACCUGUGGCGAAGUACCUAUCGUGGACAAGAUAUUGAAUACAUAGAAAUACGGUCUGAUGCCGAUGAAAAUGUAUCAGCUUCUGAUAAAAGGCGGAAUUAUAACUACCGAGUGGUGAUGCUGAAGGGAGACACAGCCUUGGAUAUGCGAGGACGAUGCAGUGCUGGACAAAAGGUAUUAGCCUCACUCAUCAUUCGCCUGGCCCUGGCUGAAACAUUCUGCCUCAACUGUGGCAUCAUUGCCUUGGAUGAGCCAACAACAAAUCUUGACCGAGAAAACAUUGAAUCUCUUGCACAUGCUCUGGUUGAGAUAAUAAAAAGUCGCUCACAGCAGCGUAACUUCCAGCUUCUGGUAAUCACUCAUGAUGAAGAUUUUGUGGAGCUUUUAGGACGUUCUGAAUAUGUGGAGAAAUUCUACAGGAUUAAAAAGAACAUCGAUCAGUGCUCAGAGAUUGUGAAAUGCAGUGCAGCCUCUGACAAGUCUUCAAGGUUCAGCAGUACAGCCGAGACUUGACUCUGUGCCUCCCUCCCCAGUGCAAAUGCAUACUCCUUCUCAAAGCACUGUUGAGAAGGAGAUAAUUACUGCCUUGAAAAUUUAUGGUUUUGGUAUUUUUUUUAUCAUAGUUAAAUAUUACCUCUGAAUUUAUUUCCUUGCAUGUGGUUUGAAAAACUGAGUAUUAAUAUCUGAGGAUGACCAGAAAUGGUGAGAUGUAUAUUUGGCUCUGCUUUUAACUUUAUAAAUCCAGUGACCUCUCUCUCUGGGACUUGGUUUCCCCAACUAAAAUUUGAAGUAGUUGAAUGGGGUCUCAAAGUUUGACAGGAACCUUAAGCAAUCAUCUCAGUCAGUACCCACCACCUUCUCCUACAUAUCCCUUCCAGAUGGUCAUCCAGACUCAGAGCUCUCUCUACAGAGAGGAAAUUCUCCACUGUGCACACCCACCUUUGGAAAGCUCUGACCACUUGAGGCCUGAUCUGCCCAUUGUGAAGAAGCCUGUAACACUCCUCUGCGUCUAUCCUGUGUAGUAUACUGGCUUCACCAUCAAUCCUGAUUCCUCUCCAAGUGGGCAUUGCUGUGUGGAAGGCAAGCCAGGCUCACUCACAAAGUCAAGGCCUGCUCCCUGUAGGGUCCAACCAGACCUGGAAGAGCAGGCCUCUCCAUUUGCUCUUCAGAUGCCAUUUCUAAGAAAAGCCUAAUCACACUUUUUCCUGGACUUGCCAGCUGACAUCUUGAAUCCUUCCAUUCCACACAGAAUGCAACCAAGUCACACGCUUUUGAAUUACGCUUUGUAGAGUUUUGUCAUUCAGAGUCAGCCAAGACCAUACCAGGUCUUGAUUCAGUCACGUGGCAUGGUUUUGUGCCAUCUGUAGCUGUAAUGAGCAUGUUGCCUAGACGGUUUUUCUCAACUGGGUCCAGAAGAGAAUUAAGCCCUAAGGUCCUAAGGCAUCUGUGCUAGGUUAAAUGGUUGGCCCCCAAAGAUAGGUCCUGAUUUCCAGAACCCGUGACUGUUACUUUAUAUGGCAAAGGAAACUUUGCAGAUGUGAUUAAAGCUAAGGACCUUAAGACAGAGUAUCCUUGGGGUGGUGGUGGGGGGGGGGGGGGUCCUAAAUGUAAUCACGAGUAAGAUUAAGAACAAAUCAAUUAUAGUCAUAUGUUAAACAUCCACAAUAACCAAGAUAUUUUUAUCCCAAGAAUGCAAGAUUUCAGAAAAUGAAAAAUCUUUGAUAAAUCAUCACUAUAAUAAAACCGAAGAGGAAAAAAUUCUGAAAAAAUUCUAGCAGCCGUAUUUUAUAAAAUUCAACAUCUCCUAGCUUUAGCAAACUCAGUUUUGCAAAGAAUAUUUUCUUAAUGUUAUCUGUUGCUAAAUCAAAAACAGUCAUCUUAAUUGCAAAAUAAAACAUUUCUCAGUAAAUGUUAAAGCCAGUUACCUUCUAUCAACAUGUGAAUGAAAGUGCUAGUUGUUGCAGCAAGGACUAACAAAGGCAAUACAAGAUCAAUAUAGGCAGUGAAACAAAAGUAUCAUUUGCAAGUUAAAACAGACUUCCCAAUUUUAAAUCUGGUUUCCCCCUGAGUAUGUGGCAUCCUUGGCAGCACUUCUGAGAGUGGCUGCUUUCGUUCCAAGAAGCCCAUGGGUUUGGAGGUGGGAUAGGUGCCUUUCUGGCUUCUCAUUGCUGCUUCUAGAUCAUUCUCCAAAUAUCCCCCUUCCCCACAUUGGAAUGAAUAGCCAUCACAGCAUGGAUGGAGGUUAGAAUGAGCCAGACUGCCUGGGCUGAAAUCCUAGCACACCACUCACUAGCUGGGGACCUUGAGCAAGUUAUUUGUCCUGUUUUGUUUCUGUUUCCUUAUAUGUAAAAGUGGGUAAAAUGGUACAUAUUUUGUAGGGUUGUUAUGAAGAUUGGAUGACAUUAUUUACAAACUGCUUAGAACUGCUUGCCACCUACUAAAUACUGUGUAAGUGUUCAAGAAAAAGCUGUCUUCAUUUCA
Messenger RNA from Nomascus leucogenys (northern white-cheeked gibbon), 6472 nucleotides. RefSeq names its product RAD50 double strand break repair protein (gene RAD50). NCBI's taxonomy places the organism in Eukaryota, Metazoa, Chordata, Mammalia, Primates, Hylobatidae. Gene Ontology annotation, cellular component: Mre11 complex; condensed nuclear chromosome; nucleus. Gene Ontology annotation, biological process: chromosome organization involved in meiotic cell cycle; double-strand break repair; telomere maintenance via telomerase. The record is from RefSeq and is a predicted model, not a curated record. Gene Ontology annotation, molecular function: ATP hydrolysis activity; single-stranded telomeric DNA binding; G-quadruplex DNA binding. Bases 812 to 4504 code for a protein of 1230 amino acids. The transcript has 27 exons.